AAACUUUCGAACGUAUCGCCGGUGUGUCGCGUAUUACGAUCGCGAUCAGUUGCAGGCGGAUGACAAAUACGUAGCUAGCCGCAAUGAAUCACGAUGAUCUGACUUCGUUGCGACUUCUCAAUGAGGAGACAGUGAUUUCUGUGCUUCGGACAAGAUAUGAGAAUCGAAUUUUUUAUACAACAGCAGGCUUUGCUCUAAUUGCACUGAAUCCUUGUCGCUCGGUUCCUGAGCUCUACUCCGAUGAUGUGAUCACUUCAUACAGUGAAGACCAACAUGGCAAACUUCCACCACACAUAUUCAAAAUAGCUCAGAAGGUAGUGCAGAAAGGCAGUCGUGCCAGUAGAUCGGUCAAUCAGUCUAUUGUUGUAAGCGGAGAGAGCGGAGCAGGAAAGACUUGGACAACAAGGAAUUUGAUGAGAUAUAUAGCAGCGACAACCAGCAAACUGUCAAAACGCCGUGAAUCUCUAGCUCUCGUUUCGUCCAUCGAGCAACGAGUUCUCGACUCUAAUCCUAUUUUAGAGGCUUUUGGAAAUGCAGUAACUGUUUGCAAUGACAACAGUAGCCGAUUUGGCAAGUACGUUCAACUUCAGUUGAACAAGCGUGGUAAGGUAGUCGGAGCCAACAUUAGAACGUAUUUGCUGGAGAAAGUUCGAGUUGUAAGACAGCGAAAUGGAGAGACGAAUUACCACAUAUUUAAUCAGAUUUUGUUGGGUUUACCAGAAACAGAGUCUAGAGCAUUGUGUCUGAGUAAGUUGGCCGACAAGAUGCAAAACGAUGUCAAAGCAAGAAACCCAUCUGAUGGUCACUGUUUCUCUGUAACAACAGCAGCAUUGACAAACGUUGGUUUCCCGAUCGACAUUCAGGAAAAGAUAAUUAGACUAUUGGCUGGUAUCCUUCACCUCAACAGCAUUCGGUUUGAACAGGCAAUGCCGGCUCGCACGCCAUCCAGAUGCACACCAACACAAGAGUUAGAAAAUGUUGUAUCCUGUCUUGACAUUUCUGGAGAAAUUCUCGCCGACUUCUUUGUAACAUCACAGUUAGUGACCGGAAAAGGUGAGACUAUUAACAAGUUGUGCACAACGAGUGAAGCUGAAUGGAGACGAGAUUGCCUUUCAAAGACCAUCUAUGAACGGUUGUUUCGAUGGAUUGUUGAUUUUAUUAACAGAUCAAUAUGUGGCAAGACACAGCAAUGGUCGUGGUUUAUUGGUCUACUAGACGUUUACGGAUUUGAGAAUUUCCGUGUCAACAGUCUGGAGCAGCUGUGCAUCAACUACGCAAACGAACGUCUACAACAAUUGUACGUUGUUUCGUUUGUCAGAGCCGAACAGGAGGUUUAUCUGGACGAGGGACUUGAUUGGCAACCUAUUGCCUUUACUGACAAUCGAGCAUGCGUCGACUUAAUUUCAAGCAGAUUUGGAGUGUUUUCUCUUCUUGACGAAGAGUGUCGUCUCAACAGAAAUUCAUCGCCGGCGACACUUUGUUCCCGUUUGGUGUCCAAUCUCUCCAAACACAGACACUUUGUUGUUUCGGGCGGUAGCAAUCGGUCAUCUGUAUUUGGUAUAAAACACUUUGCUGCAAUCGUACAUUACAACACCACAGACUUUUUAGACAAAAAUCAGGACUGUACUCCAGACCGGAUGGUUUAUAUCAUGAAAUGCAGUGGAAACGAUCUCUUACAGGAAGUUGGAAAUGAAGACGAUGUCAAGCAGACAUUGUCAGCAAAAUUUUCUCAGCACCGACGUCGCACUGUUGUCUCCAAAUUUAAGAGUUCUCUUGAAGAGUUGAUGGCCACUCUCAGAUCAACUUCUGCUCAUUACAUUCGAUGCAUCAGACCGAACGAUAGCAACGACGCAACCAGAUUUGAUGCAAACAAGGUUCUUCGUCAGCUUCAAGCUGCUGGUGUCCAAGAGACUAUAGAAAUUAGUCGACUUGGCUAUCCAGUCAAGAUGACAUACUCAGACUUUAUCGAUCGUUAUCGCAUACUUUUACCUCAUAAAAUGAGGACGGCUCUUUCUACACAUGCCAUUGCAUUGGCAAGUCAAGAUGUGGUGGUCUCUACCAAAAUUACCAGUCCAAAGCCACUUCGAGAUGCUUCUUCAAAUCAGAUUCGAACAGCUCGACGGUCAAAGCGUCAAAGCUCAAAUCUCACAAGUAAACCACAGUUUGUGGCCAAUGCAGUGAUGAGAAAGACUGCUGCAAUGAUUGUCUACGUGGUAUUCGGUUCACUGGGCACUACGGCUUCUUCUAUCCAUACAGUCAAUAAGGAAAACAGUUUGGAGAGUCAUUUCUGUUUGAAUUUGCAAUCGACAGAAGAGUAUUAUUUUGGUCAUCAUCGAGUGCUGCUGAAAGAAAAUCAGGCUCAAUGUUUAGAUGCUUGUCUAAUGAGACGGUUGUUCACUUGUGCUCUAGCCAUCCAACAACGCUGGAGAUUUGUCAGACAUAUGAAGUGCAGAUUGAGGAUAGAUGCAGCUGUGAAAAUACAAACAGUGUUUAGGGGGUGGCAAUGUCGACGUGACUUAAAAAGGAAACACUCUUCUGUGCUUAUAAUUCAGAGACAAUGGAGGGCUUGGAAGAUAAGAAGCCAGGUGUACAGGGGAAAUCGGUUGACUGUUGAAACUGAUGGUGCUCCACUAGGCAAAACGUCUACUGUAUGUGUACACUUGUGUACUCGUCGAGGCAUAGCAUCACGACAUGCCAUUGUCACAGCUCCUAAGUUUAUUGUCCACCCAAAUUCAGUGUUGCCGAGUGCCAAUUGUCUGCCUUGGUUAUUUUGCACUUCUAAAGGUCUCAUGUCCCUCAAAGGAUGAAAUUGAAAGUAACUAGACUCUAUCAAUUAGAUUAUCUUAAAAACCUUAUUUGAAGCCUCAGAAGUAUAGACACACCACACCUGAUUGUGCAUUUGCUAAGUUUUCCUUUGAUGUAGAAGUAAGUACUCUUAUGUAUGCUUUUGGUUUUAAUAUUCAUGAACUCUCUGUAAGUGCAUGUACAGACUGACUGUGUAUUGAACACAUACAG
This is a messenger RNA of Corticium candelabrum, 3015 nucleotides long. RefSeq names its product unconventional myosin-XIX-like. The transcript is spliced from 20 exons. Lineage: Eukaryota; Metazoa; Porifera; Homoscleromorpha; Homosclerophorida; Plakinidae. The record is from RefSeq and is a predicted model, not a curated record. Gene Ontology annotation, molecular function: microfilament motor activity; ATP binding; actin filament binding. Gene Ontology annotation, cellular component: actin cytoskeleton; vesicle; myosin complex. Bases 84 to 2807 code for a protein of 907 amino acids. Gene Ontology annotation, biological process: actin filament organization; vesicle transport along actin filament.